Molecule: messenger RNA, 1287 nt
Organism: Alternaria metachromatica
Lineage: Eukaryota; Fungi; Ascomycota; Dothideomycetes; Pleosporales; Pleosporaceae
Exons: 2
Coding region: 1-1287 (428 amino acids)
Source: RefSeq, a predicted model, not a curated record
AUGGGAGCUGAUCAGUAUUCUGGUAUCGUGAACAGCCCUGUCGACCGAGUUUGCAAUGUGACUGAGCAUGAAGCAGGCGCACUCCUCAGCGUGGACAAGGGGAGAACUUCCAAUAGUCCGUCGAACACCUUGAAUGGAACAGAGCACGACACCAUGGUGUACAGACUGAACGAGCCGACCCAAGAGCUAGGAUUGGAACAACGCAGUCACGAGCCCGCCGUCUCCGAUGAGCUCACGAAGCGCAUACCAAAGCUGCCGCUCAGUGUGGAGGCACCCCUGGUACCAAUUCUGGAAACGGAGUUUUCUACAGCGACGGAAGCGAUGCACUCAAACUCGAGUGCGUUGACCAAGAACACGAUGGAACAUGCAGCUCCAACGUACCACUCACCGCCACAGCGACGACAUGUUAUGUCUCCCGAUGGGACAAGUCAGAGGCCUUUCUCCACUAUAGGAUCUUCUGUGUCUUCCUUUAACCCUGUCCAGGACAGGACCCCGCCCCUUCGAUGGACUCACAAUCCCAUUACCAGCACACCCGUUGUUGGUAAGGUUUACUUCAUCCCUGAUGGUGGUUACUUUCCUGCCUCAGUCAUUCACAUGCAGAAACAGCAAGAAGGCUUCUUCAAACAUCCAGUACUUGUCACUGAUGUAGAUCAUGACUUCGCGUACUUCUAUGCUCUUACUAAAUCUCCACCAGCUGCCAUUGGAGAAAUGGCAAUGUGCCUACGCAUGGGCAAUAGUACAGCAGAUGAAGGUGUCUACACAUUAAGACUGGCGAACGGCUCACUCCCCAUGCAGACCGAGACAUGGAUGAACCUUGAACAGCGCUUCUACAUCGAGUGUGAGAACUUGAAUGAUUGGGCGAUUGAUGUUCGUAUCGAUACGGUUGAUUUGUGGAAGCUGUGGAGGCGCGUACAGCAACUUGAGGCACGCCAGAAUCGUUUCCUCUACAAGCCGCUUCCACGAGACAUGAGUUUAUUGCAGCCUGGAACGGUCGUCAUGUUGUUGAAUAAUCCGCAAUCAUCGACUCUUGGCGCCCCUGUCCUCAUAGUGGAAAACCAGUACCCUUACCUCCGCUAUCUGCGCGUCAAAGAAUUUAGCGACAACCCUCACUUCAACCCAACAUCACGGCGCACUACUGGAAAACCUCGUCAUCUGUGUUUGGAAAUCUGCAAGUACCCAAAAUGGGGACAUGAUGGCACACCAAUCAUGUUGGUCGAGUCUGAUUCCCCGGAGAUGCGCCCUACUAUACUGUUUGACGGCUAUGGCCACCCUUAUUCGCACAUGUAA